Paramacrobiotus metropolitanus is the source of this 432-nucleotide messenger RNA. RefSeq lists its product as uncharacterized. Bases 39 to 398 code for a protein of 119 amino acids. NCBI's taxonomy places the organism in Eukaryota, Metazoa, Tardigrada, Eutardigrada, Parachela, Macrobiotidae. Gene Ontology annotation, cellular component: membrane. The transcript has 3 exons. The record is from RefSeq and is a predicted model, not a curated record. Gene Ontology annotation, biological process: sensory perception of taste.
CGCCAUCCAAGGUUGGAUACAUCUUUACGGACAGUGCCAUGGAUCGAGUUAUGUACUGUUUUUGUGCGUAUUGUAAUUUGUUGUGGCUGCUGUUCCGGACCGUAUCGGCAGCAUAUGUUCACAUAAAGGCGCAUUCAGUUACGGUCAUUUUGAAUACGAUUUUGGAGGAGACGGACCGAUGCGAUGUUGCACUGGAGAUGCAGAUUCGCGGAACGUUACGUCGAUUACGGGACUGUCCGGUAGUGUUUACGGCGUGGAAUAUCUUCACGAUGAAUGUGGAGUUUAUUGUGUCGAUGUUCGGAAUCCUCGUCACAUAUAUUUUGUUUAUUUAUGAAACAAACCCGAAGGACGGUCGCCAUACACCUGUGCUGUUAAACUCCAGCGCCCGAUUUUCGUAAAGCGGUGGUAUACUUAUUUCACAAAAUCAGUUAA